AUGCAAAGCAAAUUUUAUUAGAUUUCAUUUGGGCUAACUUUUGAAAUUAUUUAUUAAAAUAUUAAACAAGAUUCUAGAGAGGGAAAAAUAAAAAAUAAAACAUAAAAACUUAGAUGA
This is a messenger RNA of Paramecium primaurelia, 117 nucleotides long. Lineage: Eukaryota; Ciliophora; Oligohymenophorea; Peniculida; Parameciidae. The record is from the annotation of a GenBank genome assembly.